GAAAAAUAGAGCAUGGAGACGAUGGGGGAGAUGGGGGACCCCUGUGGGGCUCCGCAUUCCAGCUCCGUCUCCGGGAGGGUGGUCCCGUAUCCGUUUCGAACAAGAGCCUUGCGGUCGCUCAUGAAGGAGUCGACCCAUUUCACAAAGAGGGGGGGCCAACCUUGUUCCCUGAGUCUGUACACCAGGCGGUUGCGCAUGACGAUGUCGAACGCGCCGGAGAUAUCGAGUGUAAGGAGGGAGAUGACGAGACCCUGGGCCAGGGCGACUUCGGCGUCGUGUAGCAAGCAGGCGACCAGGUCUGUCGCGGACCUUUUUGGGAGAGCCCCGAAAUAUUGUUCUGGCAGUAUUUUGUGUUCCAUCGCUAGGAGGGAGACUCUUCUAGCUAGGAGUCUCUCGAGGCCUUUGCCUAUACAGGAGAGCAGGGAGAUGGGUCUAUAGC
Trichoderma harzianum CBS 226.95 is the source of this 439-nucleotide messenger RNA. RefSeq lists its product as hypothetical. The coding region runs from base 13 to 438 and encodes 141 amino acids. The record is from RefSeq and is a predicted model, not a curated record. The transcript has a single exon. Lineage: Eukaryota; Fungi; Ascomycota; Sordariomycetes; Hypocreales; Hypocreaceae.